Dendrobium catenatum is the source of this 1381-nucleotide messenger RNA. Its product is annotated as exonuclease DPD1, chloroplastic/mitochondrial. Bases 108 to 1055 code for a protein of 315 amino acids. The record is from RefSeq and is a predicted model, not a curated record. Gene Ontology annotation, molecular function: 3'-5'-DNA exonuclease activity; nucleic acid binding. Lineage: Eukaryota; Viridiplantae; Streptophyta; Magnoliopsida; Asparagales; Orchidaceae. Gene Ontology annotation, biological process: response to desiccation; DNA catabolic process. Gene Ontology annotation, cellular component: cytoplasm; cytosol. The transcript has 3 exons.
GUUACGAUCAUCGUUAAUAGGAGAGUUUUAUUUACUUCGUUCCUCCCAACUAAUUCUCUGCAGUGAGACUUCUCAGUCCCCAGGUGAUUAAUCGGUAGUUCUCAGCUAUGGCGUCAUCUGACAACCCAGAGGUUGUUGAGAGGGAGGUUAAGGAGAAGAAGCACAAGGAUGAAGAGAAGAAUGAGGAGAAGGGUGGCUUCCUUGAUAAGGUUAAGGAUUUCAUUCAAGACAUUGGCGAGAAGAUUGAAGAGGCAAUAGGGUUUGGAAAGCCAACAGCAGAUGUUAAAGGGGUUCACAUUCCUUCUAUCAAUUUGCAUAAGGCAGAAAUUGUUUUUGAUGUGCUUGUUUCGAACCCAAAUCCUAUUCCAAUUCCGCUAAUAGACAUUAACUACUUAAUAGAAAGUGAUGGGAGGAAGCUUGUGUCUGGACUGAUUCCUGAUGCCGGAACUAUCCAUGCUCAUGGUUCAGAGACUGUGAAGAUACCAGUAGUAUUGAUUUAUGAUGAUAUCAAAAAUACUUAUGAUGAUAUCAAGCCUGGAAGUAUCAUCCCAUAUAGGGUCAAGGUUGAUCUCAUAGUUGAUGUACCCAUUAUUGGAAGACUUACGAUUCCUCUGGAAAAGAAAGGUGAGAUUCCUGUGCCUUACAAGCCUGACGUGGAUGUUGAAAAGAUACACUUUGAGAAAUUCUCCUUUGAAGAAACUAUUGCAACUCUUCACCUGAAAUUAGAGAACAAGAAUGACUUUGACCUAGCACUUAAUAAGCUGGACUACGAAAUAUGGCUAUCUGAGAUGAGCAUUGGAAGUGCUGAGCUUAACGACUCGACGAAGUUUGAAAAGAAUGGAAUCAGUAAGAUGCAGAUUCCAAUAGCUUUCAGGCCAAAGGAUUUUGGAUCUGCUCUAUGGGACAUGAUAAGGGGAAGGGGUACUGGUUAUUCGAUUAAAGGGAACAUUGAUGUAGACACUCCUUUUGGGGCAAUGAAAUUACCCAUUACUAAGGAGGGUGGAACAACUCGCCUCAAGAAAGGGGAAGAUGAUGAUGGAGAGAUGGCUCCUUAAUCUUGUCCGUUAUUUCUCAUUGCGAAGUUUCAACUUUCAGAAAUAUUUGUGACUCAUUUGUUGAAAUAGUUCUCAAAGAUGUUUAGGACACUUUGAGGACUAUGCACAUCCAUUAGUUCUUGAAGUUCCCACCAUUUAACAAAAAAAAUUUGCAUGCUUCAAUUUCUCCAUGUAGAUUUUUUAAUCAAUUAAUCAAAUACUGCUUACAAGUUUGCCCAACAGAGGUGUUGAGAUCAUAUGUCAGGCCGAGCCACUUACUGGAGUUUUGUCAACUGAAAUUAAAACUAAAAUGAUGGAACUAAACAAAUCAACUGAUGAAGUUGUUA